AUGAAGUUGAAUAACGAGACGGUGACGAUUGAGCUGAAGAACGGCUCUGUUGUACAUGGUACCAUCACCGGAGUGGACAUGCAGAUGAACACGCACUUGAAAGCGGUGAAGAUGACGAUGCGCAACCGCGACCCGACGUCGCUUGACAGCCUGUCAAUCCGCGGCAACAACAUCCGUUACUUUGUCUUGCCCGACGCUCUUCCCCUGGACACCCUCUUGGUCGACGACGCACCCAAGCCGAAGAACAAGAAGAAGGAUGAUGCAAGGGGCCGUGGACGGGGCGGCAGGGGUGGUGACCGUGGGCGCGGAAGGGGGCGUGGACGGGGGCGUGGACGCGGUUUCUAG
Peniophora sp. CBMAI 1063 is the source of this 345-nucleotide messenger RNA. NCBI's taxonomy places the organism in Eukaryota, Fungi, Basidiomycota, Agaricomycetes, Russulales, Peniophoraceae. The record is from the annotation of a GenBank genome assembly.